Molecule: messenger RNA, 579 nt
Organism: Fragaria vesca subsp. vesca
Lineage: Eukaryota; Viridiplantae; Streptophyta; Magnoliopsida; Rosales; Rosaceae
Exons: 3
Coding region: 18-377 (119 amino acids)
Source: RefSeq, a predicted model, not a curated record
AACUAAUUCCGACUCCAAUGGCAACAAUGGCGACGAUGAUCUCUAUAUCCCCCUGGAAACUCGGUUCCUUACCGACUAUGUCAUUGGCACCCUCAACGACGAGUCGUUUCCCGAAACCCGCAAAAUGCUCACCUAUCAAGCAAGAACCAGAGGUUGAUUCUUCUGCAGCAAUUUUGUGCGAGCCUUGCAAUGGCAGAGGGUGGUUAGUCUGUGAUUUCUGUAAAGGACAGAAAACCAAUGUGAAAUCUGAGUCUAAUAGGACCUAUAGGAGAUGCCCAUCUUGCAGAGCAAUUGGGUAUGUGUUGUGUUCAAAGUGCAAAGUCUUCAAAUGUGUCACAUUCCCAAAUUACAAUGAUGGUGAAGAGUUGUCCUUUUGAGAUCUUUGUGUUCCCUUUUUCAGGUUCUCUUUUUACCAUACAUCGUAAUUCUUUGAUGAAAUGGGAAAAACCAUUUAUCCACCCAUGUUAUUUAAGUGUUCCUCUCAUUUUCCCUAUGAAAAGUUGAAUGCUUGAAUGCUUGUAUCUGUUGAUUGCAGAAUGUAUAUAUAAAAGACUCCAUCUUGGUGCCAAAAUUAUAUGA